Molecule: messenger RNA, 1728 nt
Organism: Etheostoma cragini (Arkansas darter)
Lineage: Eukaryota; Metazoa; Chordata; Actinopteri; Perciformes; Percidae
Gene: gnpnat1
Product: glucosamine-phosphate N-acetyltransferase 1
Exons: 6
Coding region: 220-774 (184 amino acids)
Biological process (GO): UDP-N-acetylglucosamine biosynthetic process
Cellular component (GO): Golgi apparatus; endoplasmic reticulum; endoplasmic reticulum-Golgi intermediate compartment
Molecular function (GO): glucosamine 6-phosphate N-acetyltransferase activity; monosaccharide binding
Source: RefSeq, a predicted model, not a curated record
UAGGAUCUCUGCCACGUCAUACAUGCCAGGCGGAAACAGAAGCCGAAAAAAACCUUUAACUGUCUAUGGAAAAGAAACACCCACGCUGUUCUGCUGAAUGAUGUAGCCCAACCACCUACAUAAGUAGUACAACUGCCCAGUUGUCACUGUAGUUACGUUACCUCAGUCUAGGAACUCAACUGGACCAUCUCUUCUGGUGAUUUACUGAUAUUUUGGGUAAUGCUGCUGGACGAGACGCCACUCUUUGAGCCCUCUCUGCUGCAGGAGCUAGACUGGAGUAGCAACAGUGUCUCCUUCUCCCCCCCCAUUUCCCCAUCCAGCCCAGGGGAAGGCCUGGUGCUCAGGCCGCUCUGUACGGCAGAUUUCAACAAGGGAUUCUUCAAGGUUUUAUCUCAACUCACUCAGACGGGCGAUGUCACACCAGACCAGUUUACGAAAAAGUUUGAGCAUAUGAAGAAUACGGGAGACUACUACGUUGUUGUGGUGGAGGACACACAUCUGGGACAGAUUGUUGCCACGGCCACGUUGAUUACAGAACACAAAUUCAUCCACUCCUGUGCUAAGAGGGGCCGGGUGGAGGAGGUAGUAGUCAGUGACGUGUGCAGAGGGAAGCAGCUGGGCAAACUGUUAGUUUCAGCUCUUACUCUUCUCAGCAAAAAACUGAAUUGCUAUAAAAUCACACUGGAAUGUGCACCCAACAAUGUGGCUUUCUACCAAAAGUUUGGAUACAGCGCCUCACACGAGACUUACAUGCAGUGCCGAUUUUCCAACUGAGGACAACAGCAGCUAUAAACAUGGACCACACCUUCAUACGUGUAUGUUGAAGAAAUCCGCUCAGUCUAAAAUCACCCUCCCCUCUAUGGUAACCAUGGCUACCUCACCAAGGGGGUGCUCUGUCAUCAUCUUUCCCCAUCAUGCGAAGAAAGGCUUGUCAAUUACUGCAAAUGUAAUGUCUUACAUUAUUAAUAAGUAAUGCGCUGUGUACUGACAGAGAUAAUUUAAAUAAUAUCUACGGAAGAGGAUUAUGGGAACCGGUGACAAUUUGAGUUCUGACUUUAAUCUCAGAAUUCUGACUUUAAACUCAGACUACCAUGCAAUAGUCAAUAAAUAUAAUUUCUUGAGAAAGAAAGAUACCAAAUGAAGUUAUUUCCUAAGCAACUAAAGAAUCAUUAAAACGUUUACUACGGUUCAAUACAAAACCAAGCAUAUUGGAUGGAAUUACUUUAGCUCAUUAUUCAAGCUUAGUCUCACAGAUUUGUUUCAUUAAUCAUCAAGGCAAUUCACCAAAGAAAAGCAGUUUUGUUUCUUGUAAUGUGAAUAGUUAUUAAUACUUUGGGUUUUACUGGGGUUUUGAUUUUUCUGACACGUCCUCUUUGGUACAAAGUGCUCUUUAUCUUGGCGGGUUUUUCUUUGACAGUAGUGUUGCUGUUGACUAUAAUGAAGGUUCGAAUACUGCAAGACAUGAUCAUUACUGUCAAGUCAAGACUGUUAAAAUGCAUUUCUAGUCAACACAAGUUUAUAUUUCGUGAGGCAGUGGUGAGUGAUUAACUAAGGUUCUGUAAGUUUUGUAUUUGGUCGAUAAUUGAUUACAGCUGUAGGAUUACAACAAUGUAUGAUGGGAAAUGGAUAAAGAUUUUUGUAAAUGAAGUCUUAUUUAAGUUACGGGAACACAUUUAAUGUAAUUUAUUUCCAAAUAUGUAAUAGUAACAUAAAAUAUUCUAUGACCUA